This is a messenger RNA of Melanotaenia boesemani (Boeseman's rainbowfish), 942 nucleotides long. RefSeq names its product troponin T2c, cardiac (gene tnnt2c). The transcript has a single exon. The record is from RefSeq and is a predicted model, not a curated record. Gene Ontology annotation, molecular function: troponin C binding; tropomyosin binding; troponin I binding. Bases 127 to 942 code for a protein of 271 amino acids. Gene Ontology annotation, biological process: cardiac muscle contraction; regulation of muscle contraction; sarcomere organization. NCBI's taxonomy places the organism in Eukaryota, Metazoa, Chordata, Actinopteri, Atheriniformes, Melanotaeniidae. Gene Ontology annotation, cellular component: troponin complex.
GAGAAAAUAGACCACUCCAUCUGUCUUGAAAUUGAUUCCGGAGCCCAUGUGGUCACAUGAUGAAGGAAUGCCUUAAAAACCCCCAAUCCACCCACCCCAAACCUCCAGUCAUCUCUGGUUUAGGCCAUGCUGGCUGGUCCGGGAAGCUCAAAGGGUGUCAUGAUGUCAAACUCUGAGCAGAUUGUGGAGGACUAUGAGGAGGUAAAAGAGGUGAACGAAGAGGAAGAAAAGAAGGAAGAAAACGACCAUGAAGAAGGCUCUAAACCCAGACACAAGACGACUUAUGUGCCAAACAUUGCUCCUCCAAAGCUGCCCGAGGGUGAGAAAGUUGAUUUUGAUGACCUCCACCGGAAGAGGCUAGAGAAGGAUUUCAACGACCUCCAGGCUCUGAUCGAGCUGCAUUUUUCUACCCGUCAGAAGGAGGAGGAGGAACUGAUGGCACUGCGCAGCCGCAUCGAACGGCGGCGCUCCGACAAGGCGGAGCAGCAGCGUUUUCGGGCAGAGCAGGAGCGCGAACGCCAAUCACGGCUGGCUGAAGAGAGAUCAAGGCGAGAGGAGGAGGUGGCCAGACUGCGUGCCGAGGAGGAGGCCAAGAAGAAGAAGAUAUUCUCCAACAAGUCGUUUGGGGGCUACCUGCAGAAGGCUGACCAGAAAAAGGGCAAGAAGCUGACCGCUCGCGAGGAGAAGAAGAAGGUCUUGAUGGAGCGCAGGAAACUGCUUAGUAUCGACCACCUGAACCAUGAGAAACUGGUGGAGAAGGCUCAGGAUCUCUGGCAAUGGCUCCAUCAGCUGCACGCUGAGAAGUUUGAGAUGGCAGAAAAGCUCAAAAAGCAGAAGUAUGAGAUCCAAGUGCUCCGAAACAGAGUCAGUGAUCACCAGAGGGGUUCCAAAAUGUCCAAGACCUCCCGUGGGGCCAAGGGCAAGUCUGGCUCCUGGAAAUGA